Nerophis lumbriciformis (worm pipefish) is the source of this 1563-nucleotide messenger RNA. NCBI's taxonomy places the organism in Eukaryota, Metazoa, Chordata, Actinopteri, Syngnathiformes, Syngnathidae. The record is from RefSeq and is a predicted model, not a curated record.
AUGGGGCUUUUGAUUUGGAUGUGCUGGCUGCUGGCUCUCCCACUGCUUCAGUCUGCCAAGAUCCUGACUGUCUGCCUAAUUGGAGGAAGCCACUACUUGUUAUUUGAUGAGAUCUCGUAUAAUUUUCAUCUGCAUGGCCAUGAGGUCCGCAUGCUGCUACAACUUGGAAACCCUCUUAUCACAGGUUUAUCCUACGCCAGUCGUAACGGCAGCUACCAGACCAGCACCUGGUCCCUCGGAGAGGACUACAUUAAACAAUACAACGGCUGGUUCUUGGAGCAACAAGCACAGUUUUUACUGGGACGAGAUAGCUUUAAUGGCUUUUUGAACUUCAUGGGCCACCUUUCUUAUCAGUGCGACAAGCUUUUAGGGGACAGCGAUCAAAUAACGUUCCUCCAGCGGGAGCAAUAUGACGUUGCCAUCGUGGAUGCGUUCAAUCCCUGUUCCUUCAUCAUAGCACACAAACUUGGUGUCCGCUAUAUCGCCUUCUAUCCUGGCCCUCUGAACGGUCCUCUGUCCUUAGACGUCCCCUCGGCCAUCUCUUCAGUGCCAGCUUUCGGCUCACAGUUGACCGACCACAUGGACCUCUGGGGUCGUGCAAAGAACUUUAUCUACUCUCUACUAGGCACUGCAGGCCAGAAAAUUGUCUGGUCCAUGUUCAAGGACGUAGCUGAGCGCCACCUGGGCUCGGUCUCCCACCUCGGUGGCCUGGACGAGUUCCACCAGAAGGCCGAACUCUGGGCCUUUAACACUGACUUUUCCCUUGAGUUCCCACAGCCUCUCCUGCCUUCCAUUGUGUUGAUGGGGGGGCUCCUCAAUAAACCCGCCAAACCUGUGGCUAAGGAUCUCGAAUCUUGGAUUUCCAGUUUUGGAGACUCGGGUUUCAUCGUUGUGACUUUGGGAUCAAUGGUCUCUUCCGUGUCUGUGGAUCGGCUUCUGGUGGAGCUGGUGGACGGCUUCUCCGUGAUCCCCCAAGGUGUGAUCUGGAGGUACGACCGCGAGCGUUGGCCGCAUCACCUGAGCAAACCUUCCAAUGUCCUACUUGUGGACUGGCUGCCUCUCAAUGACUUACUUGGACAUGACAAGGUGUGUCUCUUCAUCACGCACGGAGGUCAGAACAGUCUCCUGCAGGCGGUUUAUCACGCCGUCCCCGUGCUAGGCAUCCCCCUCUUCGGAGAUCAGUUUGACAAUGUGGUGAGGGCUGAAGCAAAGGGUCUGGGCCUCACCGUCAGCCCCGCCCGGAUCACCGGCGAGCUGCUGCACACUACCGUACAAACUCUAAUACAGGAUGCCAGGUUCAAGUCAGCAGCUUUGUCCCUCAGCCGCAUUCACAGAUCACACCCCGUACCCCCCGCGCUUCGUCUCGUGCAGUGGGUGGAGCAUAUCCUGCACAGCGGAGGGGGCGCUCACCUGAAGCCAACCUCACUGCAGCAGCCGUGGUUCCAGAGAUGCCUGCUGGACCUGCUUCUCCUCUUACUGAUGACUCUUGUCGGGUCUGUCCUCCUCUGCUGCGUUCUUUGCAAGAGCAAAACAAUCAAAGGUGAAAGCAAGAAAAUACAAUAG